AUGGAAGGUGGAGUCCGCGAGCUGUGGACGUCCACGGACCGCCCAGGCUCCGGAACAGUCCACGGCUCUCCCCCAGGCUCCGGAACAGUCCACGGCUCUCCCACAGGCUCCGGAACAGUCCACGGCUCUCCCCCAGGCUCCGGAACAGUCCACGGCUCUCCCACAGGAUCCGGAACAGUCCACGGCUCUCCCCCAGGCUCCGGAACAGUCCACGGACCGCCCAGGCUCCGGAACAGUCCACGGCUCUCCCACAGGCUCCGGAACAGUCCACGGCUCUCCCCCAGGCUCCGGAACAGUCCACGGCUCUCCCCACAGGCUCCGGAACAGUCCACGGCUCUCCCCCAGGCUCCGGAACAGUCCACGGCUCUCCACCAGGCUCCGGAACAGUCCACGGACCGCCCAGGCUCCGGAACAGUCCACGGACCGGCCAGGCUCCGGAACAGUCCACGGCUCUCCCCCAGGCUCCGGAACAGUCCACGGCUCUCCCCCAGGCUCCUGAACAGUCCACGGCUCUCCCACAGGAUCCGGAACAGUCCAAGGCUCUCCCCCAGGCUCCGGAACAGUCCACGGACCGCCCAGGCUCCGGAACAGUCCACGGCUCUCCCCCAGGCUCCGGAACAGUCCACGGCUCUCCCCCAGGCUCCGGAACAGUCCACGGCUCUCCCCCAGGCUCCUGAACAGUCCACGGCUCUCCCACAGGAUCCGGAACAGUCCACGGCUCUCCCCCAGGCUCCGGAACAGUCCACGGCUCUCCCACAGGCUCCGGAACAGUCCACAGCUCUCCCCCAGGCUCCGGAACAGUCCACGGCUCUCCCCCAGGCUCCGGAACAGUCCACGGCUCUCCCCCAGGCUCCGGAACAGUCCACGGACCGCCCAGGCUCCGGAACAAUCCACGGCUCUCCCCCAGGCUCCGGAACAGUCCACGGCUCUCCCACAGUCUCCGGAACAGUCCACGGCUCUCCCCCAGGCUCCGGAACAGUCCACGGCUCUCCCCCAGGCUCCGGAACAGUCCACGGCUCUCCCCCUGGCUCCGGAACAGUCCACGGCUCUCCCACAGGCUCCGGAACAGUCCACGGCUCUCCCCCAGGCUCCGGAACAGUCCACGGCUCUCCCCACAGGCUCCGGAACAGUCCACGGCUCUCCCCCAGGCUCCGGAACAGUCCAAGGCUCUCCCCCAGGCUCCGGAACAGUCCACGGACCGCCCAGGCUCCGGAACAGUCCACGGCUCUCCCCCAGGCUCCGGAACAGUCCACGGCUCUCCCCCAGGCUCCGGAACAGUCCACGGCUCUCCCCCAGGCUCCUGAACAGUCCACGGCUCUCCCACAGGAUCCGGAACAGUCCACGGCUCUCCCCCAGGCUCCGGAACAGUCCACGGCUCUCCCACAGGCUCCGGAACAGUCCACAGCUCUCCCCCAGGCUCCGGAACAGUCCACGGCUCUCCCCCAGGCUCCGGAACAGUCCACGGCUCUCCCCCAGGCUCCGGAACAGUCCACGGACCGCCCAGGCUCCGGAACAAUCCACGGCUCUCCCCCAGGCUCCGGAACAGUCCACGGCUCUCCCACAGUCUCCGGAACAGUCCACGGCUCUCCCCCAGGCUCCGGAACAGUCCACGGCUCUCCCCCAGGCUCCGGAACAGUCCACGGCUCUCCCCCUGGCUCCGGAACAGUCCACGGCUCUCCCACAGGCUCCGGAACAGUCCACGGCUCUCCCCCAGGCUCCGGAACAGUCCACGGCUCUCCCCCAGGCUCCGGAACAGUCCACGGCUCUCCCCCAGGCUCCGGAACAGUCCACGGCUCUCCCACAGGCUCCGGAACAGUCCACAGCUCUCCCCCAGGCUCCGGAACAGUCCACGGCUCUCCCCCAGGCUCCGGAACAGUCCACGGCUCUCCCCCAGGCUCCGGAACAAUCCACGGCUCUCCCCCAGGCUCCGGAACAGUCCACGGCUCUCCCACAGUCUCCGGAACAGUCCACGGCUCUCCCCCAGGCUCCGGAACAGUCCACGGCUCUCCCCCAGGCUCCGGAACAGUCCACGGCUCUCCCCCAGGCUCCGGAACAGUCCACGGCUCUCCCCCAGGCUCCGGAACAGUCCACGGCUCUCCCCCUGGCUCCGGAACAGUCCACGGCUCUCCCCCUGGCUCCGGAACAGUCCACGGCUCUCCCCCAGGCUCCGGAACAGUCCACGGCUCUCCCCCAGGCUCUGGAACAGUCCACGGCUCUCCCCCAGGCUCCGGAGCAGUCCACGGCUCUCCCACAGUCUCCGGAACAGUCCACGGCUCUCCCCCAGGCUCCGGAACAGUCCACGGCUCUCCCCCAGGCUCCGGAACAGUCCACGGCUCUCCCCCUGGCUCCGGAACAGUCCACGGCUCUCCCACAGGCUCCGGAACAGUCCACGGCUCUCCCCCAGGCUCCGGAACAGUCCACGGCUCUCCCCCAGGCUCCGGAACAGUCCACGGCUCUCCCACAGGCUCAGCCCUGACUCUGGCCCGGACUCCGGCCCUGACUCCGGCCCUGACUCCGGCCCUGACUCCGGCCCUGACUCCGGCCCUGACUCUGGCCCGGACUCCGUCCCUGACUCUGGCCUCGCUCCAGCCCUGA
Messenger RNA from Knipowitschia caucasica, 2595 nucleotides. The record is from the annotation of a GenBank genome assembly. Lineage: Eukaryota; Metazoa; Chordata; Actinopteri; Gobiiformes; Gobiidae.